Molecule: messenger RNA, 1443 nt
Organism: Thermothelomyces thermophilus ATCC 42464
Lineage: Eukaryota; Fungi; Ascomycota; Sordariomycetes; Sordariales; Chaetomiaceae
Exons: 6
Coding region: 398-865 (155 amino acids)
Biological process (GO): phosphorylation; phosphorelay signal transduction system
Cellular component (GO): nucleus; cytoplasm
Molecular function (GO): histidine phosphotransfer kinase activity; protein histidine kinase binding
Source: RefSeq, a predicted model, not a curated record
CUUUUGCUUAUCCCUUUUGUGGCCGUCUUGUUGACCCCGAAUUGGACCUGUGUCGGUCAUCCAACGCCAACGCGUCAAACGUCUGUCGAUUCACAGACACCCACCCUUCUUGGAGCAAAUCGAGCAACAGCCUCAAGACUUCCCGAAAGCCUCAUCCCUGCCCUCCACGGGUCCCUCCCGGACGCCGGACGCUGAGGAGCGCUGCUUUGCCGCCUCCGUUUGCAAACCUUGCCAGUGCCCUCCUCGUUGUGUCUGUGCUUUCCAUAUCGAUAGACGCGGUAUCUUCUUCCUUUCUCUGUCCGGCUGGGUUCCGUGCUUCACCAGCCAACUACUACCCCACUUCGUUCUGCUCCCCCAUCCCUCCCUAAGAGUCGCCAUCGUGUGCCGCUCCGCAAGCAUGCCUCCAACCCCAACCGACGAUAGGGACAGCCAGGAAGUCGACGAGAUGCUAGACUUCGGAGAUCACGUCGACAAAGCCAUCUUCUCGCAGAUCCUCGAGAUGGACGCGGACGAGGAUGAUCGCGACUUCAGCGCGCCCUUGGUUAUGAACUUUUUCGAGCAGGCGUCGGAGACGUUUGAGAAGAUGCAGAUUGCAUUGGACGAGAGCAACCUUGACGAGCUGUCUAAGUUGGGUCACUUUCUCAAGGGCUCCUCUGCUACUCUCGGGUUCAACAAGAUAAGGGACAACUGCCAGAUCAUCCAGCAAUACGGGCACAAGUUGACCGUGGAAGGUGAAAAAGAAUCCGACGAGAAGGUUUGCCUGGAAAAGAUCGCCGACGCUCUCAAGAAGGCCAGGGUCGACACCGAGACCUUGAGCAAAAAGAUGGAUGAGUUUUUCAAGAAGCCGGAUGAGGGCAAGGAGUAGUAGCUGAAGCUUCCCCUCGAGCACACUGUUCGCCUCGAUCCCGACGGUUGCGACAGCCCUCCUCGGCAGACCGAUAGGCCGUCGGUCGCUGGAAGCGGGACGAGAGUGGCCGUGGGCUUCCCUGCCGCUGGCACGGGGCUGGCCGCGCAAUAUCGGCGGACGGGGCAGCAGCGAGCAGGAUGGUUGCUUCGAUGGACAGGGCGGGGUAAAUGCGAACCGGUCGGUUGGACCAGGUUCGACGGGGAGCGAAGAGAUCCCACCGGACAGAAGGGCGCCGCCUGUGAACCUCCUCUGCGAGACGUUGAGGAGUGCAAGAUGGGGCCGAGGUAUCAGGCAGUGCUGUGCACAGCCUGCGGGUUUGCACGGAGGCGACCGAUCUGUUGGGGGAGAGAAAACAUUUUUGCGCAUCACCUUGGGCCUGUUUGGCGGUUUGGGGUCUGUGUCAUGGUGCAGUACAUAGUCUCGAAUUCCGGCUCUGGCCGCCCCUAAAAAAAUUCUGAUGGAAGUUUCCGCGGGGCCGGGAACCUUCUGCCUGAUGAUUUUACGGUGCUUUCAAUGCGAGAUGCCUUGAACGGUUC